AUUUUUGCUGGACUAUUGGCAGUCUGCUAAUCUUGAACCAUAAUCUGCUUCCAGUUAUUGUGAGAAGACACCUUUUCGACUUUCUACUUUCUACUUUUAGCAUCAUAGAAGUAUGAGAAUUAAGUUUUAAGUUUGAUGUGGAGAUGGAGAGGAAAGGCUAUGGAGUAUGCAAGUAAUGAGGAUAUCUAUGUGAAACCAUGGACGCUGCACUAGAUUUUGUUGGUAUUUCAGGAUAUUCCUCUGAUGGAUCCAUCUCACCGAGGAGGAAGUCCAACUGUUUUGAAGCCACAGAGUUGGGACAUGUAUUGGACCCUACUCAUCAGUGCAAAAGGAGAGGACUUAGCCUAAGUUCUGGUGCAGGUGCAAAUGCAGGUUCAGGAGAAGGCAUUAUCUUAACUCCCACCGACCCACUCUCUGAACUGGUGUGGUCUCCUGAAAUAGGUCUCAAACUUAGGUGUGCUAAUUGUAGUUUCAGUCAGAAAAUACCAUUUGAUCUUUCUAACAAUGAGUGCAAUUCAGAAUCUGGAAAAGCAGUUAUCUCUCAACCACAAAGUGGUGAACUGGGGAAGUGUAUGCCGGUUUGCCAGUUUGAAAAUGAUGAAGGGGACCAGACAAAAGGUAUGAAGUCAGUUAAGAAUAGAGAAGAUCCCAUUCGAUCCUUACGUGACAAGGAUAAUGUGCAAGAAGAAUUGGGGUUUAAUUUAGCACUACAAAAGCAUGAACACACUGAUCAUAGUAAAGGAACAGGCUCUGAGCCCUUCACCAAAGGGAAAAAUGUUGGAAAUCCGCAUAGUGUAUCUUUGGUUGAUUUACCUAGGACAUUUGCCUCUGAAGCUGCCAUAGCUGAAGGUUCUGAGUAUCACCCAAAGGAUUUAGUCCCAUACUUGAGAACCCAAAACUUCAAGGAGACAGAAAUGACUUCUAUUAUUUAUGAAGACACCAGGAAGAUAAAAUCGGUACCUCUAUCAGAAGCUAUGUCUUCUCCUGAUGAAAAUGAUGUUCAAGAUGGAUUGCCCUUGGAAGAUGAUAUAGAUGUUGGGGUUAAUGAUGAUGAUUGCAGGGUUAAUAAUAUAGAAGCGGAAGUAGAAGGAAAUGAUUUUACUAAUGUGGAACUCAAUAGUCUUGCUUUGAGGAAGGAGGAUAACUUCCAUGAAAGUGUUAAAAGCAGUGAUAGUGGGAACUUGCUUGUGAAAGGAAAGAGAGAGAGAUUCUUUGAACAAAACUCACUUGUAGAGAAUGGAAAGAUUCGGAAGCUUGACAUAGAAACUCCUUGCCCUUUAUCUGCUAUUAGACAAGGCAAUUCUUUUGUGAUUUGGAUUUCAAACCUUAUUAAGGGAUUCCCCAAAGUUCGUCAGGAUGACUCGUCUGCUUCUGAAAAUUUCACUAACCCAUUUCAUGAUAGCAAUGGGCAUAGUAAGUCUCUCGUAGUCUCAAAGAAUAUGACGGACGACGAGGGGUGCACAAGGCUGAAUUUUCAAACACUAUUUCAUGCCAGAUAUUGCCCGAAUGAGAAUGUGACAAAUAUUGAGCACCAUAAUGGGGCUGGAAAGUUAUUGGAGCCUGAGAUUGCUAGCAAGGGUCGAUUCAAUAAGGAUGUGUCUAGUCCAGCCUUAGGUGACUUUAAAAAUAAUAAGGGAGCUUUAGUCCCUGCAUCAAAUGAAAGGCCCAAUAGGCAAGUCUACCAUUUGGGUGCUAAUGAUUCUGCUGCAAAAAAGUCCAAAGAUGACAUAGUAAAGAGAAGAAUGAAUAUAUGGAAAGACCAACUUCAUUAUGAACAAGCUAAUUUGAAUCCUUCAAGUUCAUCACCACAGAAUUUUGGGUUUGAAUCUGGAGCGGCAAUGGAACCUCAAUCAGUUUUGGAGAAGCCAAGAAGCUCUUCGAAUUUAUUAUCCAAUAAAAGUAACCUAUUCGGGAAUAUGUGGCUCUCUCGAUUCUCUUCAAAAUCAUCUCUGAUCAAAUCAGAUGCAUUGGAGAGCAAACCCAUUGAAAGACCUCAGAAGUGUGAAAAAGCCUCAAUUUCUUCUCCGGAUUGCCAUGAUGCUUCCAUUACACAUAAAAACACAAUUGGUGACCAAUUGACAUCCAUGGAUAGCCAAAUGGGUGACGUCUAUAAAGGGAGACAGAGUUGUUGUCCCAACAUCAUAAGCAAAUGUCUGUUAGAAAAACUUGCGAAAGUUAAUGAUACAGAGUUUCAAACUAGUUCAGACCAUCAUUCUCGAAGCUCAGAGCAUUAUGAUUGUUGCAAUUCUCAAGAGAGAAGGCAGAAGGUGCUUGAUAAUUCUGAGGAAACACUCUCUGUUAAGACUUGUAAAUGGGAGGCUCUCAAAAAUAUGGAUCCUUUGAAAGCUAAAGAUUUGGGGAGUCCUGUUAAUCUUACCUGCUUUUAUUGUGGUAUUAAAGGCCAUUCCUUGCAUCAGUGCUCUGAACUAUUUAAAUCAAGGGAUCUCUUGAAGCACAUAAAGUCGUACAAUGUCACAGAAGGAUCAUCUUGCUUCUGCAUUGUUUGUAUGCAGCUUGAUCACUGGGCCAUUGCAUGCCCAUAUGCAUCUUCGAGAACAAAAAGUCACCUGGCGAUUGGGGCUUCUUCAUCAUUCAACGACACGGGUCAUAAAAGAAUUCAAGAUACUUAUGGAAAGGAUCAUCCUCUCACCGUCCUUGAAAAAAGAGAUGCACCGCAUUUUGAAAACGAUAAGGAACUCGAAAACUGUACUAGUACAAGGAAUAAUCCCAUGAACAACUCAAAGCUCAAUGACAUGAUUUUAAACUCCACUCCACUCAACAAAGAUACUCAAGAACGUCAUCGAUUUUCUGGGGGAUUGAAGGUGGAGGAAACUACUAGAGACAGCGUAGUCAUUGGAAAGAGGCCUGCCUUGAGUUCUAAGGAAAACGUGUCAAGAGGAAAUGAAAUCAUACAAACGUAUAAGAAUUCUUGUAAUCUUCUUAACAUGAGAUUUUCAGAUGUCCGCAGAGGAAUGCUUGAGAAAAUAAGGAUGAUUCGUCUGUCACGCUCUGACAUCCUCAGGUGGACAAAAGCUCCAGACCUGAACUUUCAAAUGGAAGGAUAUUUCCUGCGGGUAAAGUUUGGGAAGUGGGAAGAAGGGCUUGGGGGAACAGGUUAUCGUGCAGCUUGCAUUGCUGGAUCAAGUCAAGAGGGAUCCUCCUCUGAUGGUUCUGGAAUCUCUGUUUCUGUAAAUUUAGGGGGCUUCAAAUGCUUAAUUAAUUGCCCUUUUAUCUCCAACCAAGAUUUUACUGAGGAUGAGCUAAUGGCAUGGUGGGAUGCCACCGUGAGAAGCAAUGAGAAACUGCCCACUGAAGAAGAGCUGAAUCUGAAGCUUCAAGAGAAAAUGCGGUGGGUAAAUAGCAAGUGACAUUUAUUACCAUUCCAUGUACAAGUGAUCUACUAAUAUGAAAUUCUUUUCAUGUGGCAAGUUUUGGCUUCAUAAGCCCAUAUUUUGUUUCAUAGAGAGACUGAGUAUGAGAGUGAAGAGUGAAUGAAUAUGGAAGAAUUAUAGAAGAUAGAAUUUGGGAUCUAUAAACCUAUGAAUGAUAUUUUUCUAGAUAACCCUUGGCUUGGAAGACAAAGAGCAUUAUCAAGGUGCAAAUUCGGGGCUUAAUAUUGAAAUUGUUUUGGCCUCUC
Molecule: messenger RNA, 3637 nt
Organism: Amborella trichopoda
Lineage: Eukaryota; Viridiplantae; Streptophyta; Magnoliopsida; Amborellales; Amborellaceae
Gene: TZP
Product: zinc knuckle (CCHC-type) family protein
Molecular function (GO): zinc ion binding; DNA binding
Source: RefSeq, a predicted model, not a curated record